CUCGUCGUCAUUACCUUUCUUAGUUUCAGCGAAAAAAGAUGUGUCUUUAGUUUAAAGAAACAAAUAUUUUUCUAACAUGAGUUCGUUGGUAGAUUCGGCUUGCAAUGGUACUAUAGAGGCUUUAGCUGAAGGCCCAAUGGGCCCUUCUAGUGGAUCUCUGUUUGCGUCUGCAGUCAGUACUUUGUUGGCCACGCAAUGCGCUAUCGCAAAUCCUUCUCAGUGGCCAAGCGAUAGGACUGAAGAUGCAUUGAAAGUUUCAGAAUUCGACUUCAUAAUCGUUGGCGCCGGUUCAGCCGGCUCGGUAGUUGCUAACAGACUCACAGAAAAUCCUGACUGGAAUGUACUUUUGAUUGAAGCUGGUGGUAACCCAUCCGUGGAAUCUGAGUUGGUUGGUUUGUUUUUCGAGAACUUUCACUCACGAAAUGAUUGGGGCUACCGAACCGAACCUGAAAAAAACGCAUGCUUAAGUUCGAAAAACCAUCAGUGUUACUGGCCCAGAGGAAAAACCCUCGGUGGAAGUAGCAGCAUCAACGGCAUGUUCUACGUACGAGGGCAUAGAGCAGACUUUGAUGAGUGGGAAAGCCUUGGAAACAAAGGAUGGGGAUAUGAUCAAAUACUACCUUACUUCAUAAAAAGUGAAAGAUUAACAGAUGAUACUAUGAACGACGACGAAAAAAACUCAUAUCAUGGGCUAAAUGGUCUUCUCAAAGUAGGCAAACAUAAGGGCCAAUCUCAACUCAGUGACAUCAUUAUCAAUGCAUACAAUGAGGUUGAUAUGCCAACAAUUGAUGAUAUUAACGGGAAAGAUAGCGUUGGGGUAUUCAAGACUUUGGCCACAGUUCAUGACGGCCGUCGGAUGAGUACCGCUCGUUGUUUUCUAUCUACAAUCAAAAGCAGGAAAAACCUUUAUGUAAUCAAGAACACGUUAGCGACAAAAAUAUUGUUUAAAGAUAAUACAGCUAUUGGGGUGCAAAUAGAUCAGUCGGGAAAAAUAUUUGAAAUAUGGGCAAAAAAAGAAGUAAUUAUUUCUGGCGGCGCAGUCAAUACACCCCAGUUACUCAUGCUCUCUGGUAUUGGUCCUAGUACCCACCUUAAAGAAAUGGGUAUUCCAGUUUUAGUUGACCUGCCAGUAGGAAGAAAUCUGCAGGAUCAUGUUACCAGUCACACUUUUAUAAAACUAAACACUGAAAUCAAACCUUUACAAAAAACUGAAUUCAAUUCCUUUGUGACGGAAUAUUUAGCUCAUCAAACUGGCCCUUUUACGAAUAUUGGUCCCACUGAAGUGAUAUCCUUUGCUAACGUUUUCAAUAUAACGAGUACAGUACCAAACAUUCAAUACCAUAAUUUAUUGAUACUGCCACGUUUACAUCAUUCUAUGGAUUUGUAUGGCCUACACGAAUUCGAUGAUAGCUCCUUAAACAUAUUACACAGAUUAUUUGACGAGAAUGCUUAUAUUGGUAUUCUAGGUGUUUUACUGAAACCUGAAUCCAGGGGAGAAAUUCUUUUAAAAACCACAAACCCACAAGAUAAAGUUCUAAUUUACGCUAAUUACUAUGAUAGUCAAAAUGAUAUGGAGACAACGAUCAAUGCAAUUGAAUUAGCGUCAAAGUUAGCCGACACUUCCGCACUUAGGUAUUUUAAUGCAUCGCUAGAAUAUUUGCCUUUGGUUAAUUGCAAGAAUUUUACAUUUAAAAGCCGAAGUUAUUUUAAAUGUAUUGCUCAACACAUGUCUACAACACUUUAUCAUCCUGUAGGAACAGCUAAAAUGGGUCCUAAACGUGAUUUGACUGCAGUUGUUAGUCCAGAACUAAAAGUGCAUGGGAUUAAUAAUCUAAGAGUAGUGGAUGCUAGUGUCAUGCCAACAAUAAUACGAGGCAACACAAAUGCUGCAACCAUUAUGAUAGCAGAAAAAGCGUCAGACAUGAUAAAACACGACUGGUCAUGACUUUUAAGCUUCUAACGAGGGUUAAUUAAAUUAAGGUAAAUGAAUUAGUCAUAGCUUACAUAAAGUUUUACCUGGAAAGUACAAAACAAAGAAUAACAUAACUUUUAAAUGGAAGGUUUUAUACAAUGUUUUUUACUUAGCAUGUCAAAUUAGUGACACAAAUAAAAUUAUAAAUAUA
This is a messenger RNA of Plutella xylostella (diamondback moth), 2123 nucleotides long. RefSeq names its product glucose dehydrogenase [FAD, quinone]-like. Lineage: Eukaryota; Metazoa; Arthropoda; Insecta; Lepidoptera; Plutellidae. The record is from RefSeq and is a predicted model, not a curated record. Gene Ontology annotation, molecular function: flavin adenine dinucleotide binding; oxidoreductase activity, acting on CH-OH group of donors.